Molecule: messenger RNA, 702 nt
Organism: Andrographis paniculata
Lineage: Eukaryota; Viridiplantae; Streptophyta; Magnoliopsida; Lamiales; Acanthaceae
Product: protein NUCLEAR FUSION DEFECTIVE 6, mitochondrial-like
Exons: 3
Coding region: 92-379 (95 amino acids)
Cellular component (GO): mitochondrion
Source: RefSeq, a predicted model, not a curated record
AAAUGCUUGGCUUCCUGUUCCAGGUAGGGUUUGAACAUCCAAAACCCUUUCGACUUCUUCACUCUUCAGCAACGAUAAGCGCGUCGAGUUAAUGGCUAUCACCGCCGCCAGGUCCGUUUUCCGGUCUUCGGCCGUCUGCAAAGCCGCCGCGAGGUUCGCCGCACAGUCUAAAGCUUCCCGCUCAUCUCCGUUCCGCCUCCCCUCCCGAACGCCCCCACUUACCCGCCGAUUCUUUCGCUCCCCUGCUGAAUUGAGUGCGUGUCUGGACUCGAUGCAACCGUACCACACUGCCACUGCUUCAUCGCUGAUGACCUCAAUGCUCACCGCCUCGCGCUGUGGUUUUGGUUGGUUACCGGAAGCUUGCAACGAUGAUGUGUGAUUGGGAGACAAGGAAUAGUAUCUACCCUACACUUGUGUCUGUGGGUCAUGGAAAAUGAAGAAUUGGAGAAGCAUGACUACAAUGUUGAGAGAGAACUAAAUGUUGUUUUUUCAUUGUUUUUUAGAUGUGAAAUCUACUCACCAAUUCACGAGAAUACUCUCACGCUCCAUCUUGCUUUUUGGUUGGCUUUUGUGGACCAUGUGUCGUAAAUGUGUGCUAUCAGCCAUGUAGUUGUGGUGUAUCAAUCAGCUUACUAAUCUUGCCUCAUUCCAUAUAAUUGAAACUGGCUAUUAGAAAUGAAUAAAAUCAUUUUCCCCUCUGCA